This is a messenger RNA of Cornus florida, 1146 nucleotides long. Its product is annotated as gamma-interferon-responsive lysosomal thiol protein-like. Gene Ontology annotation, molecular function: oxidoreductase activity, acting on a sulfur group of donors, disulfide as acceptor. NCBI's taxonomy places the organism in Eukaryota, Viridiplantae, Streptophyta, Magnoliopsida, Cornales, Cornaceae. The record is from RefSeq and is a predicted model, not a curated record. Bases 72 to 896 code for a protein of 274 amino acids. The transcript has 5 exons.
AACAACCAUUCCGUGGUCUGCUGUGGACUGGUAGUUGCUACCCGCCGUAUCCGCCGGUAUCAUCCCUCCCUAUGGAUUGUCGCCGAAGAGCAUCGUCCAUUUCUCUUCUCUCUCGUCAUCUCUCCCUCUUGCUCGUCACCUCUAUAUUGACCGCCAAUUCUUGCUCAGCUUCCAGAAAAAUCUCUGUUCCCUCUUCCGAUCAGAAUGAGAAAGUGACGCUUGCUCUCUAUUACGAGACUCUCUGCCCUUACUGCUCCAAUUUCAUCGUAAACUAUCUCACCCGCCUCUUCGACACGGGACUCAUCUCCGUAGUCGAUCUCAAGCUCGUCCCCUAUGGCAACGCCAAGAUUCGAUCCAACAACACAAUCACUUGCCAGCAUGGCCCAUGGGAAUGCUUACUGAACACUAUUGAAUCAUGUGCAAUCCAUGUUUGGCCUGGCCUGAAUGAGCACUUUCCUUUUAUCUAUUGUAUUGAGACUCUGGUCUAUGAGGGCAAUUACACCCAGUGGGAAUCGUGUUUUGAGAAAUUGGGUUUAGAUCAAACACCAAUUACCAAUUGCUAUAAUAGCGGAUGUGGGAAAGAGCUUGAACUACAAUAUGCAGAAGAAACAGACAAUCUCAAACCCCCGCACAAGUUUGUUCCUUGGGUAACCGUGGAUGGAGAACCGCUCGGUGAUGACUAUAGAAACUUUAUAAGCUAUAUUUGUAAAGCUUAUAAAAGCACCAAGGUGCCCGGUGCCUGCAGCAGCUUAUCCUUUAAAACCAAUCCGAAGGAGAAAGAGAACUCUAUCCUUCCAGUCUGUUGUACCGAAGAAACAAAAAACUCAAUACUAUCACAAAUGAGAUCGGUCAUAGCAUCGUGGAUUCGCCAGGUUUACAUGGCAGCUUAUGUGUAAAAUGCCCAGCAGGUUCGUAUUACAUUCAAUCCUGUACAGUUGUUUAUAACCUAAUAGGCUUGUUAAUACGUGAAUUUCCUAGUUAGUUGCAAUGGAUGUUAAAUAAAGAUGUUUGGUGUGGGUGACCAGUUGAGAAGUACUUGGUGUGUAUCCCAUGUACAUAUAUGCAUAAAAUUCUCUAAAAUUUCUCUUAGAUUCGAACCCAUAGCUGAUGAUAGAACUAGAAUAGAUAUUUUUUGUUUCCUACUCA